UCCACUUUUGCGCUGGGUAUCACCUGUGGGCUUUUUAUUUUCUAUACAUACUUGCCAACUUUUAAUACGGACUACCUCCAACCAGACAGGAUUUCGUGACUCGCUUCAAAGCACCUAUCUAUCCUAGCGACCGCCUAGGGAUCAUUCUGGCCUAUCCUCUCCGGGAUCACGGACCUUAUUGAAGCAACGCGCAUGGUGUGGGCGCAUCUUGUCUGGAUGAUCGCCGUGCCUUCAUUUCUUCUUCUUCUAAAACAUCUUCAUCGCUUGUUUCAGUCUUUCGGUUUAACGGAUCAGCGCCAUCAUCACGCCUAGUCAUCAUGCCAACCGUCUUGCUGCCAUCAUCGGCUGCCGCGUUUGCGCCGCGGUCCUCCCCCAACGUGGUGUUGAAUACCAGGGUUGAACCCUGGCUCACGGCAACCUUGAAGCGAGUCAACCGAGUGAAGCGACCUCUGAACAAUGUGACGCAGCACACCCGAUGCCUGACGGAGACUCUUUCCUCGCCGAACGCCAUCUGGACGUUGUGUUCCAUGAUGUUUCCCAAAGCCCCCGAUUCAGAACUCAAGAAGGACGAAAACCCUCUGGUGGAGGCGCUCUUUAACUAUGAGAUGGUCCACAUGGAAGCAUACGUGGUGCAUGUCGACAUGGUGUCGCAAAACGAAGUGGCCUUCAAGCUGACGCCGGAGACAAUCGAAGCGUUGGUCGAUUUUCACAAGGACAUUUACUCCGUCGACAUGGCGGCCAGCACCUGGGAUUGGUCCGAGAAGGAUAGUCAGCUGAAGAAGCUCCAAGAGGAAUUCGUCCAGGCCGCGAACAAGUUUGUCUACCGGACCAGCGCCCAGGCGCUGGAGGGGCUCGAGGAGGACGGUGCUGGAGAACUGCUCGGCGGUCGAAGCGACGAAGCCAAGGCGGCCAUCACUAACCUUUUCGUUUCGUUGCUUCCGCCACCGCCUCGCGUGGUCGACGUUGUUCGUCCGGCGCCCCUUCUCCCCAGCUCGACUACACCGGAAACGUGGUGGCAAGACCCCAUGCAACAACCCGUGUCGGUGGACUCGUGGAAAGUACUUCCAUCCAGCCCAGCAACCGCCAGCACCGAUGAUUCUAAUCCGAAUGUGUGGGCCAGCCUGAACAGCAUCAAUGAUACUCAAUAUGCAUCCCCAACCCCGUCCUACAGCCAACCCUACGACACGUCACCGUACAACACGACGCAGUACUACAGUGCGGCCGCCACGUCGGCCGCCAUCGCCUCCCUGCCACUUCCUAGCAUGCUAAUUCUGCCCUGCAGCACGGCAGCGAACAUGGUAGGGUUUGGCUGGGGAGAUCGAUACGAUUUCGCGCUGCCCUACGGAACCACGAUGUAAUGCGUCCUUGGAACCAGGCACUUGAUGUUAACGGUCUCCCUGACUUCGCAUGUCUUUGGAUUAGAUCCCAGGGCUUAUAUCGGCAAACAUCGGCGACUACAUGCCCCUCGGGCCCACCCACACAAGAAUCACCACGAGAACGACGGGGGGCGCUUCGCCUCGGAUACAGACAUCAGACUAAUUGGCAUCAGUGAUAGCGUUUUUCCAUGCUCGGU
Molecule: messenger RNA, 1573 nt
Organism: Aspergillus candidus
Lineage: Eukaryota; Fungi; Ascomycota; Eurotiomycetes; Eurotiales; Aspergillaceae
Exons: 1
Coding region: 318-1358 (346 amino acids)
Source: RefSeq, a predicted model, not a curated record